Messenger RNA from Adineta steineri, 1428 nucleotides. The record is from the annotation of a GenBank genome assembly. NCBI's taxonomy places the organism in Eukaryota, Metazoa, Rotifera, Eurotatoria, Adinetida, Adinetidae.
AUGAUUAGUCAGCAAUCACCAUCAGUUUCUAUUCGUAUACAACUACAAUGUUAUAAACACUUCAAUCAGUCAAGUUGGUCUCAAAGUAUUAUAUCUGAAUCACAGUGUAUCGAUUAUUCGAUAAGUUUCGAUAUGACAGUUAUUCAAAAUUCUACCGUCAUUGAUGUAGAAGAUGCAUCCUAUUGUGUUGUUAUAUACGCGAGUGGGCAAUGGCGUAGCUUAUCAUUACCAAAUGGUAUAGGAGUUUCUGCUGGCUGGAGUCUUUUAUGUUCGAUUGAUCUAGAAUUACGGUCCAAUAACAAAUAUAAUACUCCACCAGUCGCCAUAAUGAUCUCUCCACGUUUUAUACCAGUAGGAAUUUCACAAACAAUUAUUAUACCAACAAUGGAUGCCGAUAAUGAUCAAGUACGAUGCCGUUUUGCCAGUACUACAGCCGAAUGUGCAAGUGUGUGCCCUCCAAAUUCGUUACCGAUCGGAACUAUCAUGUUUUCGAAUUGUACAUUACUCAUUACAGGUUCUAAUGUAGCUGAUUGGUAUGCAGUAGCCAUUGUGAUUGAAGAUUUCAUCGAUUCUACAGCGGCUUUACCAUUGAGUACCAUACCCGUCCAAUUUCUAAUCAAUGUACAACAGAAAUCAUCAUGUCCCUAUCGACCACUUCUUACUGGUCCUACUACUAGUUCAGACCAAUGUAUUGGAAUCAAAGUUGGCACAUCAUUUAAUAUUGAACUCAUAGCUGAAAAUUUUUGUCCAAACUCAACCAAAAUUAAAGAUAUUGCUAUUUUAUCAUUUAGAUUUCUUACAAAAACACCUAUUGUACAAAACACAACAGUAUUGUGGUCAGUGUUGUUAACAUGGACACCAGCGGCUGUCCAAGUAGGAUCACAAAUUCUUUGUGCAAUUGCAAUUGACAGUACUAGUAUGACUUCAAGUUCAUUGUUGGAAGAAUUAACAACUCAUCACGAAACGUUUAAUACCACUAAUGCCGUUGUAGUGGUAUCAUCUCCAGUCUGUAACUCUUUGUGGCCAUGGCCUUGGCUUGCACCAGUACUUUCCGCUCUUGGCACACUUCUACUAGAUUUUAUUUUUUGUUGUUGCUGCUAUCGAAUCUGUUGUUCUCGUAAACGUCCUGAAACACGUUCUAUUGCAACAAACACGUCUUUCCAUCAAGAUGGUUUAAUAGAUCUACCCACCCACUCCUAUACAAUUUAUAAUGCUUUUGAAUAUGAGCAGAAUCAAAAGCAAAGUAGUCGUUCAUCACUUUUGAAAAGGAAAGCAAUACAUCACUCUACUAAAUCUUCACGACGAACAUCAAGAGUUACGCCUGCUUCGACAUCGGUAACAUCAUCAGUCAUUGAUAAUCAUUCUCAUCACUCGAUACCAACAAAAGCAAAUGCAUACAUAUUUGGUGAUCGAGCUGAAUCGAAAUGA